Molecule: messenger RNA, 1254 nt
Organism: Lottia gigantea (owl limpet)
Lineage: Eukaryota; Metazoa; Mollusca; Gastropoda; Lottiidae
Exons: 1
Coding region: 1-1254 (417 amino acids)
Source: RefSeq, a predicted model, not a curated record
AUGGCUGAUUGGUUACCGGGCGUAUCACAGGCAAAAUCAUUGGUUCAGUUGGCAUGUGGUGAUACAGAGGGUGCUAAAAGAACUCAGGAGAACUUUACUAAACAAUGUCCAGGGGUAUCACAAAUACGGUCUUUGGUGGAAGUCGCUUCUGGCGAUACAGAUGCGGCUUUGCAAACUCAAAAGGAAUGUUUAGGAACAAUCAGUGGAAUGGUGGAUGCCAUCCCGGUUGUAGGACAUGCUAAAGGCGGAAUCCAUUACAUAUGUGGUGAUAAAGAUGGUGGGGAUAAUGCUAUGAAGGCGUCUUCUCGUACAACAGGUGUGAUGGCUGGUGGUGCUGGUGGAUUUCUUGUUGGUGGACCUGUUGGGGCUGUAGCUGGUGGAAUGGCAGGAGCGAGUGUGAUGGAUACUGUAACUUCAAUAGUUGAUUCAGAGGUCCAUGGCGACUCACGGCCUACAGGUUAUAUUAAACAAAUUGGUGAUAUAAUUGAAGAUCCAAAAGACCCUGGUAAAUGGUUUGAUGUAACUUUCUCUGCGGUUGGUGAUGCAAUGACUGGUUACUCUGGUGGACAAGCAGUAAAGAAUUUGAAAAAUUUUAAAAAUCAACGUGAGGUGAGAAAUAAGUUUGAUUCUCAAAGGCAGGCCUUGUCGGAUAAAAUUGGAAAAAAGGCAGCCAACGACAUGGUGAAAGCAGCUGAUCAUUUGAAAAAGACACAAAAGAAAUACUCUGUCCCAGAAAACAAGCCUCAUGUAACAGCAGUUGUUCAUGAUCUAGAGACCAAUAAGAUUUAUGAUGGUCACAAUAAACAAGUAAGAAAUUUUUGCAAGAGAACCAAAUUUGGAUUGGAUCCUAUAAGUGAUUACAGUUCUGAUGUCAACUCACCAACCUUGGUGGAAAAACGAGCGCCAAAAGUGGAAACACCACUUGCGCGUCAAGCAAGAUCGUGUGCAGAACACAGAGCCUAUCAUAAAUAUUACAAGGACAAUCCAGCAGGUGCCCCUAAAAAUACACGUGUAUCAGUUGUCCGAUAUGACAAAGCGACCAAGACAAUCAGGACAGCUGAACGUUGUGGAAAUUGUAAAUCGUAUUCAAAUGCAAUGGGGAAGGCUCCAGGUGAUGGUAUAAGUAAUCAAGUUGUCCCAAAUCAUCCCAAAGUCGGCAAACUUGCCCACUUUGAACACGCUGGCAAUGCAGCCGCAAAUAUGGUUGAAGGUGGGGUGUUUCAGAACCUUGAUGAAGAUGAAGAUGAUUACUGA